CAUCUCUUCUGCUGCUUGUCCCGUCCCGCUUCUUAUAAAAUUGUGCUACACAAUGGCCGCUCACGGAAUCACAUUCGCCGCCCUCCUCGCCAUGGCCGCCCUCACGCACGCAGCUGACACCACUCAUAAAAACGCACGACUUUUCAACAACGACGAAGAUACUUCUCUCACCAUCGGCGGCGAGAGCCUCUUCUACAUGGGGGUCAUCUUCGUUGGCCUGCUCUUGCUCACGUCUUUCCUGGGGCUCUUCGGGAUAUCAGGCAAGGUUGCUCAGCCCUACGACUACGCCCCCGCUACCGGUUACGGUGCCUCUGCCCCAGCCUAUGAUGAGAAAACCACCUUUUCCAUCCAGCAAUUAAUUGAAAAUGCUGUCAACAAGUUCCAGUAGAGUCCGCGAGCAUAGAUAUUCGAAUAUGUUAACAGAAGACCCUGUUAUGAUUAUUUACACAAAAAAAUGUUUUCCCCUGUGAAUUUUCUCCUGGUCGUCACAGAAAACAGUGGAACCUGUGAUUGAUCUGUUGAUCUCUUGUUUCUUAUAUUCUAUUUAAUUUAUGCUGUAAAUAAAUUGUUUUGUUUG
Penaeus chinensis is the source of this 577-nucleotide messenger RNA. RefSeq lists its product as uncharacterized. The transcript is spliced from 3 exons. Bases 53 to 388 code for a protein of 111 amino acids. The record is from RefSeq and is a predicted model, not a curated record. NCBI's taxonomy places the organism in Eukaryota, Metazoa, Arthropoda, Malacostraca, Decapoda, Penaeidae.